AUGCCUAACCGGGUGGGCGCCGACUCCGGGGGCGGCGGUGGAGCGGGGGAGCCCGUGGAGGCCAGCGGCGGCGUGCACGAGAGAGUACUGCCACCGGGGAAGAGCGAGCUGUUCGCGGAGCCCGUGUCCGGGCCGCGCGGAGGCGGGGGCGGCAGCGACAGCGACGAGGUGGAGAUCACGCUCGACAUGCUGGACGACUCGGUGGUGGUGCGAAGCGUGAAGCCGGUGGCGGGAGGCGGGGACUCGGCGGUGACGCCGGAGAAGCGGUCGUCCUCGCACGGCCAUGGCGUGCUCCGGGACGCCUCGGCGCGGUUCAAGCAAGUGUCUCGGGAGCUCCGGCGGAUCGCGUCCUUCAACCUCCGGGGAGGCGGCCCUAGCCGCAUCGACAGGUCCAACUCGAAGCCCGUCGCCACGCACGCGCUCGAGGGUCUCAAGUUCAUCAGCGGCACUAACGGCUCCGCCGAGUGGACCGCCGCCGAGGGGAUCUUCGACAAAAAAGCCAGGAAUGGGCGCCUCCCCCGCUCCAAGUUCGGCGAGUGCAUCGGUAUGAAAGAGGCCGCGUUCGCCGGCGAGUUGUUCGACGCGCUGGCAAGGCGGCGGAACAUCACCGGAGAGAGCAUCAACAAGUCGGAGCUGCGUGAGUUCUGGGAUCAAAUUUCAGACACCAGCUUCGACAGCCGCCUGCAGACCUUCCUCGACAUGGUGGACAAGAACGACGAUGGGAGGAUCAGCGAGGACGAGGCCAAACAGAUCAUCACGUUGAGCGUAUCGGCGAACAAGCUAACGAUGGUCCCGCGACAGUGCGAGGAGUAUGCACGUCUCAUCAUGGAGGCGUUGGACCCCAACGAACUCGGCUACAUCGAGCUGUACAACCUGAAGAUGUUGCUGCUGGAGGCGCCGAGCGAGUCGACAACCAACAACCACAAGCUCAGCAAACUGCUGAGCCAGCGUCUCCGUCCGACGACGGAUCCCAGCCCUGUCCGACGGUGGUACAAGCGUGCCAAGCACUCCCUGGAGGACAACUGGCGGCGCUGCUGGGUGAUGCUCCUGUGGCUGUCCAUCUGCGUGGGCCUCUUCGCCUGGAAGUUCAUGCAAUACCGCCACCACGCCGUGUUCGGGGUGAUGGGCUACUGCGUGUGUGUGGCCAAGGGCGGGGCCGAGACGCUCAAGUUCAACAUGGCGCUCACGCUCCUCCCCGUGUGCCGCAACAGCAUCACUUGGCUCCGGAGCCACACCACCGCCGGACGAAUCGUGCCCUUCAACGACAACCUCAAGUUCCACAUGGCGAUCGCGGUUGGGAUCACCGUCGGCGCCGGGCUACACAUCAUCUCCCACCUGGCAUGCGACUUCCCGCGGCUGCUGCACGCCAUGGACGACGAGUACGAGCCCAUGAAGCCAUUCUUCGGCGACGCCAAGCCGCCCAACUACUGGUGGUUCGUGAGGGGGACAGAGGGGUGGACGGGGCUAGUGAUGCUCGCGCUCAUGGCCGUCGCCUUUACGUUCGCCACGGCACCGCUCCGCAAGGGGAAGCUCCGCCUUCCCAAGCUCAAGAAGCUCGAGAGCCUCGACAGCAACCCCGAGCCUAGGGAGCUCACCCGCUUCGCCGAGCUCGUCAACGCCUCAUGCAGCCGCCUCACUUGGUUGGUCAACGCCUUGCUCAACCGCUUCACUGGGUACAACGUCUUCUGGUACACACACACCACCUCUUCCUCGUCGUCUACGGGCUGCUCAUCGUCCAUGGACACUUUCUCUACCUCAACAACAAGUGGCAAAAGAAGUCGACGUGGAUGUACCUGGCGGUGCCGAUGA
Molecule: messenger RNA, 1809 nt
Organism: Triticum turgidum subsp. durum (durum wheat)
Lineage: Eukaryota; Viridiplantae; Streptophyta; Magnoliopsida; Poales; Poaceae
Source: the annotation of a GenBank genome assembly